Messenger RNA from Peronospora matthiolae, 1878 nucleotides. Lineage: Eukaryota; Oomycota; Peronosporomycetes; Peronosporales; Peronosporaceae. The record is from the annotation of a GenBank genome assembly.
AUGGAAAAGGUGGAUCAGCAACUGGUCCAAUGGCGAGUAGAGCGCGUCAACGAUUUCCUUGGUGGCAAGCUCAUCUUGUACUAUAACACAACUACCGACACAGCUGUUGACAAAAUCAUGCGCGCAGCUGAAGGCACUCUCGUCGCUGCCAAGUCUGCUCCCAUUGGUGCAGCAGCUAAAAUGGCUGUUGUAAGUGCAGACUUUUUGCGCAAAUACGGAAGGGCUGGCUUGCUUGGUUUCAUCUUGCGCAAUGAGUUCAUGCAGUCCUUUUCGACGUUAAAGGGGCUGCUCGGCGACCUGGAUAAUCUCGGGUUUCAAGACGCCGCAAUCGGGACCUAUUACUUUAUGGCAAUGAAUCGCGGUGACCGCGGUGCAGAACCUGAAGGAGAAAAGGUGAACCAUAACGGAUGUCAGCCAAUCUCGGAUACACUGCUGCAGAGGAUGCUCAAGUACGCUCCUCUCGCAUUGCACGGCAUUUACGAGCAUAAUGUCCUAGAUAUACAGCGUAUCAGCAGGCUACAAGGAUUCUCAUUGAUUUAUGUGCAUGUGCAAGACCAAGACGUGCGGCACCCUUCCUUUGCGUUGCUGGGCAACAAGGAGAAUAAGACGGCACUUCUGGUCAUUCGAGGUUCGAAAUCCGUCCAAGAUGCACUGACCGAUAUUCAGGCUUUUCCCGAGGAGAUCGGUCUUUCUUCAGCAGGUGCGCCUCAAAGCGAAGCAAGCGGUGGUUUCGUGGAUGCUUUCGCACACAACGGCAUGCUCAAAGCUGUUAUGUGGAUAAAAGACCGUAUCGUCAAAUCGCUGCGUGUGUUACACCACGAGGGCUACCGCAUUGUUUUUACCGGUCAUUCCCUGGGAGCUGGCUGCGCGGCACUGCUAUCGAUUAUACUGCAAAAAGAGUUCGAAGAUCUUGAAUGUUUUGCAUACGCUGUUCCUGCUUGCGUGAAUUUGACCGUCGCCGAGUCAUGUGACAACUUUGUCCAUUCAAUCGUGCUUCGAGAUGAUAUCGUGCCUCGUGCAAAGGCCUCCAACGUUUUGAAGCUCGUUGAUGAGCUGAAGAACUUCAAAGGAUGUUGGCGCGAUACGGCACAUGAAGAUUUGGAAGCAUUCAAGGAGCGGGCAAAGACAUUUUGGGCACCAAGAAAUCGUGAAUGGGCGAAGGACGUGGCUGAUCAAAAGAAGGGGAGACUUGCCAACCAAGAAGAGGUGGGAGAGGGUGCGAAGAACAGUCGUUUGUGCGAAAAAGUUGUCUUGGAUGAUAAAGCAGAAAGGACAGCUAGCAUGGAGGGAAGUGUCUCGUCAUGGACGCUUACGCGAACGAAUCUGAUUGACCAGCUCGACAAGGUCGGAGGAAAGGACUCUGACGAAGAAGCAAUCGAACCAUCUGCAAAAGAUCGCCAAGAGGAAGAAAAAGUGAUUGCAGAUCUAGCGACGGCUUUGGUGGAGGACCCAAAGGAGCUAUACAUCCCUGGCAAAGUGACGCACGUUUAUUUCUACAAAGGAAUCUUUGAAGCUGUACACGUUGGCCGUAAGUGUGGAGAGCUGUCGCACAUUCCAGUGCAGCAGAAUAUGCUGAGCGACCACCUGGGUCGUAACUAUUUAAGUGCGUUACGUAUCGUUCGUGACGCGCGACGCGCUAAGCCAUCACUACCCGAGUGGAUACCAUUCAGCACAAAGACCCGCUGCAUGUGCUGUGAUUCGCCAUUUACUUGGAAUUCGACCUCUUCCAGUGAGGCGCAGCAAAAUCGUGACCAGCAUAAUUGCCGGCGCUGUGGUGCUCUUGUUUGUGAAGGCUGUUCGGAGAAGUUCAAGUCGAUCCCGGAGUUUGGUAUCAAUGUGCCAGUUCGCGUUUGCGAUCGCUGCUAUUACGAGGCUUGA